This is a messenger RNA of Parathielavia appendiculata, 1595 nucleotides long. RefSeq lists its product as uncharacterized. The record is from RefSeq and is a predicted model, not a curated record. NCBI's taxonomy places the organism in Eukaryota, Fungi, Ascomycota, Sordariomycetes, Sordariales, Chaetomiaceae. Bases 1 to 1533 code for a protein of 510 amino acids. The transcript has a single exon.
AUGUGGCCACUCACCAUCCUCGAUUAUGAGCUGUAUGAGGCCGCUUACCCGGACGGGCCGAAAAUGGACCUCCAGUUUCUCGCCGAUUAUGUGUGUGAAGAGAGCGCCGAAAUGGAGGAUGCGAACGACUUCGCAAGCGAGGCGAGCUCGGAGUUCAUCUCCAACCCCGAGAUGGGCCCUCAGCAAGUCGAUAACGAGGACAAUGCCUCUGAACAACAGUUCGGCCCCUCAGUCCCUGAGCUUCUAGAGUAUUUGGAGUCGUACGUCAACCGCAGUUCAGAGGACGAGGAUGAGGUCAUCCCCUCACCCUGCAUGUGUUCGUCCUGCAUGCCCGCUACGCGUCUGAAUACCUUAGCUUUCGACGCGCCUGACGACUUUAUAAACAGCAAUGAAGACCUGCCCGGGUCACCUUUUAAGCGGCCCUCGAACCCUUCGCCCCGCGAGCGUUUCUCGCACCCUUCGCCCUUCGGUGACAUUCAAGAGUAUAUCGAUAGCGAAGACGACGAACCCCCUUCGCCCAUUAAGCGCACCUCGGACCCCGAGGCGGAUUUCUGCGAGAUCGAGAUAGAGCGCGAAGAGCAAGACGUCCGCACGCGGGUGCGCCUCCCCGUCGCGACACCGCUGCAGUCGGCGCUCGAGUCGCACGAGUAUCACGGCCUGUCGGACAUCGAGGAACAAGACGAAGAAGAUGAGCGCGACAUUGAGUCUGUCUCUGCCCCCGACGCCAACGAGUCAAGCGCCCAAGAUGCCCCGACAUCCUCCGAGUCGCGUUACCACCCGCGGCUUUCCCCAGAUUCCUGGACCGGGCUGUAUCUCGGCCCUUGGGGCCGCGACUUUUACCUUGACGGCCAAGGCACCAUGGGCGUUCGCAACGUGUGGGAGUCCGAAUCCGGCAUGUACCACGGCGCAUUGCAGCAAUGCCAGUGGGGCUGGUACGACGACCACGCCGACGCGCCGGCUUGCUUUGCGGGAAUCGAGCUCAAGGUCACGACGCCAGAGGGUGAAGAGCGAUGGCUGGACGAGCCCUCUGAGUACCAGCCCGGAUAUGGGUACCUGUGCUUGUAUGAGGAGGGGAACUAUGCGCACAGCUGCGGUGGGGAGCGAUGUACGGAAUUCUUUGACGGGUUCAGCUGGGAGUUGUUCCCUCGGAACCAGGAUUUUGGGUUGGAGUUGGAGUUGGAGUUGGAGAAGGAAUGGAGGCAGAAUGACACGGAGGGAGAAGUGAAGGAGUUUGGCAGGAGGCUGCUUGAUGCAGUUCCUGAGGAGGAUGAGGACCUGUCCGAGGUGGAAAUGGAGGACCUGGGAACGCUGGACAGGCUCGCCGAUGCGGUGUUGAGGAAGUGUGCCUCGCGGGCGAAGAAUGCUGUGGAUGGAGAGCAUGCCUCAGAGAAGGCUGAGGAGAAGGUUGGGGAGAACGAGGAGAAAGCCGGCGAGAACGGCGCGAAGGAGUUGCCCAUGUGGAUGCGGGACCCGUUCUAUGUGUCGAAGGGCACGAGCUGGGCUGAUUUGGCGGAGGAAGACGAGGAGUGGUGAAGUGAAACGGAUUGUAUCAUGAUGUAUAAAUGCUGUACACUGACUGUAAUCUGAGACUGGGC